Molecule: messenger RNA, 2814 nt
Organism: Talaromyces proteolyticus
Lineage: Eukaryota; Fungi; Ascomycota; Eurotiomycetes; Eurotiales; Trichocomaceae
Exons: 11
Coding region: 211-2814 (867 amino acids)
Biological process (GO): carbohydrate metabolic process
Molecular function (GO): hydrolase activity, hydrolyzing O-glycosyl compounds; chitin binding
Source: RefSeq, a predicted model, not a curated record
GCUCUACAUAAAUGACUAAUGACCAGCGGGCUCACUCUACAGCUCUUUACAAGUGUUAUUGAUGUUCUGAAAAGCACUAAAUACUCUUUUGUGAUUGUCAUUUGCUUCAGAGAGACCUCCACUGAGAAAGUGGACUUUUAUCAGAGACAUCUGAAAAUAGCGGACAAGAGCUAGAAAACCAAUCAAUCAUUUGCAAUUUACUCUAUAGCAAUGAAGCCAAGCCAACAGAAAAUAUCCCAUGUCAAGCGAACGACAUUAGCUAAGUGUGAGCUUCGAGAUCAUGCUCGCGAGACCAUCCUCAUCGAUACUUAUGAAUUAACACCAAUGGAGUCCAACCAAACAGAUCUCUACGCUCGGUUCACUGCUCUUAAGAAGUAUGGUGUCGAAACGUGGAUCUCCGUUGGUGGAUGGGCUAUGAACGAUCCAGGGCCAUAUUCAAAUGUCUUUUCGGAUCUUGCCGCAUCCACUACGGCUCAACAGGCAUUCCUCAACUCUCUGAUUUCCUUCCUAGGGGAAUAUGGCUUUGAUGGCGUUGACAUUAACUGGGAAUAUCCUGGUGCAGCGGAUCGAUUCGGUACAACUGCUGACUACGCCAACUUUGUAUCGUUUUUGAAGAACGUACGAUCCACCUUGGGAAGCUAUUAUGGCUUGUCAAUUACCCUCCCAAGUUCCUACUGGUACCUUCAGAAUUUCGACAUUGUCAACAUUGCGAAAACCAUUGACUGGUUGUUGUGGCACAAUAACAUCCCGCCUAGCCAAGUGAACCUUGGCCUUGGCUAUUACGGGCGCAGUUACACACUUGGAGAUUCUUCGUACGUGGAGCCUGGAUGUCCAUUCAAGGUGGGAGGAAAUCCGGGUCCAUGCUCUCAGACCGAAGGCAUGCUAUCUUAUGAUGAGAUCAUGGAUAUCAUUGAUGAUCCAUCCAGAAACCCAACGGUGUGGCUUGACUCUAAUGCGGCUGUUAAAAUCGCUGUCUAUGAUAACAAUCAAUGGGUUGCUUAUGAUGACGCUGAAACCAUCCAAAUGAAACUGGAUUUUGCCAACUCAGAGUGCCUCGGAGGUGUUUUCUCAUGGGCUGUUGACGAGGAUACCGCUGGAGAUCUUUCCGAAUCCAUUUCCAACUCUACUAAUCUCUUCCCCGCCGGAGGAAGCGGAGAGGUGUAUGUUUCGCCCAAAAUUUGGGACAGUGAUUCGCCCAAAAUUUCCUGCCAGGCUCCAUGUACGUUCAUCUUGCCACCAUUCCCGUUGCCGACUCCGACGAUUAUCGACUGGCCACCCGUUACCACCGCACUGCUUGUCAGCAACAGUGGAGGUGUCACUACAACGACAACUACAAUUUUGGUUCCCGAAUUCUCGGUAUCCGCCAUCCCUUUCUGGCCAGUGACCAUUGCCAGCAAUCAAACAAUAGGCGUUUUGAGUCCCGUACAAAAGAUUCAGGCGGCAGGGCAAACUGUUGUGUCCGCUACAAUUACCUCUCCUGCUACCACAACGACCAGUCCAACUACGACAAUGUCCGCUGUGGUGACCCCAUCGCCUAUUGCAGCUAACAUGGCAAGUGGCUGCACAGAAUUCUACCUUGUUCAAAGCGGUAACUCCUGUUGGAGCAUUGAAACUACGUACAAUAUCGCUGCUGCAGACUUUGAAGCUUGGAACCCUGCUGUCGGCACUGGUUGUGCCAACGGUGUCUGGCUCGGCUAUUGUUAUUGUAUCAGUCAUGGCAACCCUACUUCGACUUCCUCAGGCGCUGGGGGCCAGCCGACCUCGACAGGAACCACUGCCAUCCCGGUAUUUUACAGCACAGCACACCCUGUUACUAUCCAGCCUCAAGCUAAACAUGCUUCAGUGACCCCCUCGAGUGCCAUCCCUCCAAUCAAUGUCAAGAACGGACCGCCGACAGGUUCUUCCUCGAGUGAUGGUGGUUGCGUUGGUUGCGGGAAAUUGGAGUGUGAGCUAUUCGGUUGCAACGGCAAGUGUGGACUUUUCGCUUGUGAUGGAGGCUGUGGUCUCUGGUGGUGUGGAGGAUGCUGCGGUUUGCAAUAUUGCGGGCCCGGCUGUGGUACUGGUUCCUGCAUCAUUGAAGGUGGCGGAGGCGGCGGUGGAAGCACUGGCUCUGUUGGUCCUAGCGACAGUUCGAAUGAAGAUUGCAGCUCGAUGGAGACCGCCAAUAUCUGCACAGUGUUUGUAAAGAGCUUCUCGACAUCUGGAAUGGCUUCCUCGUCUACUACCACUACAACGGAAUGUGUUACCACUGAAGGAUGCUCGGUUACUCCAUCCACUACAACAACAACCGUUAGUACCACUGGAACUUAUUCCACUAUCACAAAUAGCUUCAUGUUCAUAUCGCAGCCAACACAGGCGGCAUCUGUUCUGGAUUCUAUUUCUGCCAGCAUUGUCAGCCGGCGAAAUAUUUGGGAUGCCACACGCUGGGCCGGUUUCACGAUUACAAUCACCCCAACAUCGACAACGACUAGCGCCCAACCCACAGGGACUGGAUUCAGCAUCGUGGAGUACAUUCUCCCGUAUACCAACUAUGAGUACGGCUGGUUGGCUAUCGAUUACGAACGACUGUCCACUCCCAUCAUUAUCAAUGGCUCUGUUUCUAUGGGUACGAAUUUGACAACUACGAAUAGCCAGACGACAUUCUGUGACCAGACCUCCACAUUCAAUCAAGAGAGCUCAGGUGAUGUCCUUGGUAGCAGCGACAAUGGCAGUGAAUAUGACUGCACAACUGUUCUCAACCCAACUACCAUCGUCAUUGCGCAAGAGACUUCCAUCGUCCCCCAAUGGAAUUGCUUGACAAAUGUUUGCACAUGA